Molecule: messenger RNA, 1480 nt
Organism: Caretta caretta (loggerhead turtle)
Lineage: Eukaryota; Metazoa; Chordata; Testudines; Cheloniidae
Source: RefSeq, a predicted model, not a curated record
UCCAGAGUCCUUCCAUUGACACCAUCCUGACAAGAUCAGCCCUCCAGGCACAGCUCAUGGACUGGACCAAAGAUGCAAAUUCCAUCAUACGGAGGCUCAGUCUGCGAGGCCUUGGCAGUAUUGUGUUCCAGCCAGAAAAGGUGCAAUUCUUACGGGCCCAGCUGCCAGCAAUCCUGGCCAUGUUUUGUGACAGGGAUGGAAGGCGUGUCAUGGAGGCCAUGCAUAAAGCUGCAGACAUCAACUACCUCCUCAACAGGGAAGGGCUUGGCUCCAUCUCCCAGGACAUUGCUGUCAGCCUUCGCCCCUUCAUUGAUGACGAGAAGGGCAGUGUGCGCUCAGCUGCCAUUGUACUGCUUGGCAACGUGGUGAGCAGGGUGCAGGACCCCGACAAACCCUUCGUGCAGCAGGAAAUCAUCCACUGCUUGCUCCCCCUGCUGCUGCAUCUUGAAGACCAGGAGGAGAGUGUGAAACUGUCAUGUAAACUGACGCUCUUCCGCUGCGCAGUGUUCCUCAGGUGGGCUCAUUUGAAGACCCUCUCCCGCAGCUUGGCCUGGGAUGGCUCCUCACAGCUCUUGAAGUGUGUCUGGAUCUGCUUGAUGCAGAACAACGAGAGCCACAUCCCCAAAUUCCUGUUCCAGGCCUUACAGUACCUGGAAAGCUCACAGACAACAAUAAGACAUUCAGCAGCCCGAUUCAUUGGAAAUACUAUCCACCAUUACUGUGAUUUGUUGUCUGAAACAGUGAAUGAAGAUGGAAUCUCCCGCCUGUAUGAAGCUUUUCACGAAGUGCCUUUGAAAUCAGACAGGACCACGUGGUACAUCCUCAACAGAUAUUAUAAAUGGUUGCAGAAGCUUGGAAAUCUCGUGUCGGGUUCUGCAUUUGACUAGGGAACCGGGACCGACACAGACGAGCUCUUUGUCCUGCUAUGACAUCGAGAGGCCAACAGGAGCCAAUUGAGCCCACCACUGAUCCCAUCUCUUGUGAGAUGGCAAAGCAACUUUGCAUGGGAAGGAGGAGACACAAGAGGCCGAGCAGCAUGUGCCGGGCUGAACCAGCCACACAGAACCCCAUAGUCUAGGUGGAGAAAGCCAAGCCCGGCCCCAGCCCUGCCGGACAUGCUCCAACUGGAGCACCAGUGUGUAAGCGAGCAGCUCAGACCGAUGAAAAUGGAGAAUGCACACUGUAGGCUCCAGUCCAGAAGCAGCUCAAGCCCCUGACUGCAGAGCUCUGAGGUGCCGAGACCCAGCCACGUCCCUGGGGGCCUGCAGACAUGCAAGGGAGAUCGGAGACCCUGGGAGUUUCCCACGCCGGGAACCCAGAGACCCCCAGCCCAUGGCCUAGAGACAUCUCCAAGGAAGUAACCUGGGUGAACUAGCCAUUGUCAUCCGCAGUGCUGGAUCCCCACUGACUCAAUGGCACUGAAGGGCAGCUAUACAGACUCCGGCCGUUGGGCCACACAGCAUUGAGGGAGAGAGUAGCC